Molecule: messenger RNA, 1220 nt
Organism: Mollisia scopiformis
Lineage: Eukaryota; Fungi; Ascomycota; Leotiomycetes; Helotiales; Mollisiaceae
Exons: 6
Coding region: 110-1096 (328 amino acids)
Source: RefSeq, a predicted model, not a curated record
UUCAUUCGAUAAUUUCAUUUCUCUCUCCAGGAUCCGGGCGAUUCCAUUGCAUUCUAAUUGCCAUCCAUUCAUUCAUUGCUUUGUGCUGGACACUUUUUUUUAUAUCAAUAUGCUUGCCUCAAUCUUAUACAGUGCAGCGCUGCUGUCCCUCGCCAAUGCUCACGGUCAAAUAUUAGCCGCAGUGGGUGAAUCAGGAACCAGUGUCGGUUUCCAAGUUGAUCCUUCUAUUCCCAGAAACUGCACGACUAUCAGCCCUUGCCAACAAGACGCCACCAUCAUCAGAGAUGCUGAGAUCAGUGCCAACAUCGUGAAUGAGUGUGGUCGUACAGAGUUGACUGGUAACAUCGACGUCGGCGAGAACACUGAAAAUGCUCUGGCAGCAGGAGCCGUGACCCAAGUCAAGGCUGGAACAGUCAUGACUGUCACUAUCCAUCAAGUCAAUGCCGAUGGAGCUGGCCCUUACGUCUGUGAUAUGGACCAGACCGGUAACUCCCUGGCUACCGGACAAACCAACUUGACUGUCACCAACAAUGUUCCUGGUGUCAACGGUUUCUCUCAAGCCAAGUUCCAAGACUUCAACAUCUCUGUUGCUCUGCCAUCUGAUCUUGCAUGCGCUGGAGCUUCAACGGGUAACGUCUGCACCAUCCGCUGCCGUAACAACGCUCUCGCAGGACCAUUCGGUGGCUGCUUCGCGGUCCAACAAACCGAUACCGCUGCCAAGACCAACGUCGCCAACACAAUUUCAACCGCUCAAACCCUCGAGGGAAUCAAUGAGCAGAUUCAGCACAACCAAGCUGACCUCGGUGCUGCUCUCACCGCCAACGCCAACGCUGGAAGCACCGAUGGUCUCGCAAACGCUAAGGCGGCUGAUGCUUUGGCUGGCCUUUCAGUCACUUCCAAGGCUGCUGCUGUUCAAACUGUAGUUGUCGAGACUAAUGCAGCGGCAGCUGUUGCUACUGCAAGCGCUACUACAACUUCAAAAGCUUCCAAAGCUACCGCAACAGCCGCCACAGCCAAGAGCGGCAAAGGAAAGAACAACAACAAGCGAGAAAGCCCCUUGAAGUGGGCGAAGAGAGUUGUUGACGAGAGCUUGUAGGUGGCUGAGCAAUGGUCGGUGAUUGGAUUGGAGAGGUAUUGGGUGGGAUAUGGGCUGUAUUUAUGUAGAUUGGUUCGGCGGCGUAUGUAGAUGAACUUCUUGUAUCAAUUUCUUAUCGAAUGCU